AAAAAUAUCAAUUUUUUUAAAGAUAAAAUGAAUUGGUUUUCAGUUCUUGGCCUGGUGGGCCUUACUGUAGCAGCAAAUGUGGAGGUUAUCUUGGAUGCAAGGUCCCCUUUAACCCGUGAAGUAUAUGGGUCUCCAGAAACAAAAACCAUUCUAACUGUUGACCAGGAAUAUGUUGAUAAUAUACAGAGCAAAGUAAAAGAAGAAGAUCUGACUGCAGCAGUUCUUCUGGUUGAUGAUGCUAGUACGGAGGAAUCCUGUAAUCUAGUUCCAUGUUUUGAUGACCUAGAAGAGUAUGUGAACAGUUCAUAUCCCCAGAAGAUUGAAAUAUCGUAUCCGGAAGAUUUAAGCUUUGAGGGACUUAAAAAAUCGCUGGAGUUGGAAAGAAUUCUACUGAUUGAUGUGAGGAAUAGAUCUGAGCUAGUGGAUCCAGGACAAAUUCCAGGCAGCGUUAACCUUCCCCUUCAUGAGAUCCCUCAAGCUUUUGAGCUGAGCCCUCAACAAUUUGAAGAAAAGUAUAAUUUCACUGUUCCUGAACCCCUGGAUAGAAAUAUUGUCCUCACCUGCAGAUCUGGAAAAAGAAUAUUGGUUGCAAAGGAAAGAAUGGAAGCUCUUGGUUAUGAAUAUCUAAGGCUGUACCGGGGUAGCUUUAAUGACUGGGUUGCAAAUGGUGGCGAUAUCAUUUAGUUUAUUAAUAAAGAAAUAUAUCUAUAUUAUAUAUAAAUAUAUUUAUAUUAUAUUCAAAUAUAUUUAUAUUAUAUAAAAAUACAUUUUGUAUAUCAACGAUGCUGUCGAUGUAAAUUCAAGUGCUCCUUCACUUAGAGUUAGAUUUUUUAGAAAACAUUUUUUUUAAAUUUCUUGUUUAACUUUGAUUGCAAAUUUAUGCAGCAAAAGACAAAAAAGGAGAUGAACAGAAAUUAACACAUUUUAAGAAAGACGAUAUCAUAGGUACCUUUGUGAAUUAGACACGAAGCUCUUUCACUUGAAAUUACGUUGCAAGUAACGUUAAUCAGAUUUUUAUAUAUUGACUUUUGCUCUUUUUAUGAUGUAUAUGUAUGUUGUAUGAACCUAAAUCGUAAUAAAAGUAGAGUAGUAAUUA
Molecule: messenger RNA, 1096 nt
Organism: Eurytemora carolleeae
Lineage: Eukaryota; Metazoa; Arthropoda; Copepoda; Calanoida; Temoridae
Product: thiosulfate sulfurtransferase/rhodanese-like domain-containing protein 3
Exons: 10
Coding region: 28-684 (218 amino acids)
Cellular component (GO): mitochondrion
Molecular function (GO): thiosulfate-cyanide sulfurtransferase activity
Source: RefSeq, a predicted model, not a curated record